Messenger RNA from Pundamilia nyererei, 1645 nucleotides. RefSeq names its product dipeptidase 2 (gene dpep2). The coding region runs from base 117 to 1439 and encodes 440 amino acids. The transcript has 11 exons. Gene Ontology annotation, biological process: proteolysis. Gene Ontology annotation, molecular function: metallodipeptidase activity. Lineage: Eukaryota; Metazoa; Chordata; Actinopteri; Cichliformes; Cichlidae. The record is from RefSeq and is a predicted model, not a curated record.
UCUACGUUUGUGUGGGGCGGAGAGCUGGAAAGUUGGUACAGUGUGUGCACAGUUGCUAAACAAAGUGGCCAUACGGCUCAUUUUUCAGCGACCUGGCUGAUAACUGUAACGCGUUGAUGCGUGUUCUGUGUUCAGAUAUGCCUUCUUGGAAAAGUGAAAAACAUGCUUCACACAGCUUCUGGAUGCAGUUUAUCGAAGCUCUGGUGGUUUUCUCUCUGUGUGCCAAAAUAUGUGGAUGCUCUGACGUAGAUGAAUUGAUGUCCACAUAUCCACUGAUUGAUGGUCACAAUGACCUCGCUCUCCAGUUGAGGAUUCGUCACAACAACUACCUAAGCCAAGUUGACCUUCGUAACCUCUCCAAAGUAUCCACAGACAUAUCCCGUUUCAAAGCAGGGCAUGUGCAGACACAGAUGUUUGCUGUCUACGUACUGUGUGGUGCUCAGCAGAAGGAUGCUGUGAGGCUUACUCUGGAACAAAUAGAUGUGGUGAGACGUAUGUGCACUGAGUACCAGGAGUUUGAACUGGUCACAUCUCUCCAGGAGCUAAAAGAUUCUAAGGACAAGGGUAAGAUAGCCUGUUUAAUAAGUAUCGAAGGAGGCCACUCUAUUGACAGCAGCCUUCCCGCCCUGCGGAUGUUUUACCAGCUUGGAGUCCGCUCCAUGGGUCUCACGCAUUCUUGUAAUACACCCUGGGCUGAAUCAUCCUCAACUUUUUACCCUGUAUAUAAGAGGGAGAAUAACAGCCUGACAUCCUUUGGGAAGGUCGUAGUCGAGGAGAUGAACAGACUCGGAAUGAUAGUGGACCUCUCCCACACCUCGUGGAACACAUCCUUUGCUGUUCUGAGUCACUCUAAGGCUCCGGUUAUUUUUAGCCAUUCCUCUUCCUACUCCAUAUGUAACCACAGCCGCAAUGUUCCUGACAGUCUGCUACUUGAACUGAAAAAGAACCAAGGGUUGAUCAUGGUGAAUCUCCACAACACAUUUGUUUCCUGCAGAGAUGAGGCUAACAUCUCUCAUGUGGCUGACCAUUUUGAUUACAUUAAGAAAUUGAUUGGAGCUGAAUCGAUAGGAAUUGGAGGGGAUUAUGAAGGUGCUACAAGCUUCCCUCAUGGGUUAGAGGAUGUCUCAAAAUACCCAGCCCUAAUCCAGGAACUGCUGAGAAGAAACUGGACUGAGAAUGAGCUGGCUGGUGUCCUUCGACAUAACUUCUUGCGUGUGUUUGAACAGGUUGAGAGGGUCCGUGAUCAGUUGAGUUCAAAUCUACCAAGUGAGGUCCAGAUUCCAUUUGAAGAGGCACACAACCCAUGCAGGCUAGUCCUUAGACGUCCAGACCCAAGAAGCCUGCCCUCAGAUCAGUCCUCUGGAUCAGAAGGUGGAUUACCUGGUCUGUUAAUCCUUGCCACAGUUCUGGUGCUUUCCAGAAUAUUUUUGAUUGAAUGAAUAUUAACAAUCUCAGUUCAGCCGUAUCAUUCUUUUGAAGUUGUAUAGAAAGGAGUACACAGAAAGGAGUGUCACAGUGCUGCACAUCAGUGGAGAUUAGGAGGAAUUUAAUGACUUUAAUGUCUAACCUCAUUUUUGCUAUAAUUAAAAUGCAAACUCCUGUACAUACGUUAAUCGAUUAAUUAAAAAUUCAGAAGAUGUCUGAA